Molecule: messenger RNA, 2363 nt
Organism: Periophthalmus magnuspinnatus
Lineage: Eukaryota; Metazoa; Chordata; Actinopteri; Gobiiformes; Gobiidae
Gene: micall2a
Product: mical-like 2a
Exons: 17
Coding region: 60-2363 (767 amino acids)
Molecular function (GO): protein binding
Source: RefSeq, a predicted model, not a curated record
GUGCUUGUUGCUCCUCUUUGCCAACAGUGUGUCUCGCGCGCACGGGGGUUUGCUGGACAAUGGCCGCCAUCAAAGCCUUGGAGCAGUGGUGCAAAACUCAGUGUGAUGGAUACAGGGAUGUGGCUAUUACGAAUAUGACCACGUCUUUUAGGAACGGCAUGGCUUUCUGCGCGCUCAUACACAAGUACAGGCCGGAUUUGAUAGAUUUUGAGUCACUGAAGAAGGAGGAUGUGUUUGAGAACAACAGACUGGCUUUCCAAAUAGCUGAGGAGAAGUUGGGCAUCCCGGCGCUGUUGGAUGCAGAGGACAUGGUGGCUCUGAGGGUCCCAGACAGGCUCAGCAUCCUGACCUAUGUCUCCCAGUAUUACAACUACUUCAGGGGCCAACCUCCUAGUGGAGGUGUAAAAAGGCCAGCAGAGGGCUCCAAGGAAGAGCCGUCCAAAAGAAAUCUGCCUGUUGUUGCCAAAAACUUUGUGUCAAAAAAAGCCAUUGAGAAUCGGACACCUCCCAAACAUCCAGGUCAAAGUUCACCCAAGACGCCCAGUGAUGGUGCUCAGAAGGCAGUUCUGACAGAAAAUGCCAACAAAACUGGGACUCUGAACAGUAAAUGUGCCGCCUGCAAAAACCACGUCCAUCUGGUCCAGAGGCACUUUGUGGAGGGCAAACUCUACCACAGGAGCUGCUUCAAAUGCAGUGAAUGCUCCAGCGUGCUCCACACAGGAGGCUACAGACCAGGGAAGGAGCCUGACUCUUUUAUUUGUAAGUCCCAUCAGAGCAUUCAGCCUUCAGGUAAAUCUGGGACCAAAACUGGAGCUGGAUCUUCAGCUGUUCGCCAAAAACCACCCACCCCUCCACGCCCCUCAUCUGUGCUCUGCUCUCCGGUCAACUCUGCCCCGAAAUCUGUCAGUCCUAUUACCCCUGCCUCCAGUGCCUCCUCUCCCUCCUCUCCCUCCUCUCACUCCUCUCCCUCCUCUCCCCCGUCAACAUCAUGGACCACCUCAGCUCAAAGGACCCAAGCAGCAAGGCAGAAGUUUUUCCAAAAUCCUGCAGAUUCUUCACCAAGCAACAGUAAACCAACAGGACCGUCCAGUUUUCCAGAAAGAGUAAAGGUCCCACUCAAAUCUGAAGCAGACCAGAGCAAAGUUAAACCAGCGGUGGUGAGGCGACUCGCUGAGCAAAACUGUAACAAUAACAACAAAAGACCAUUCACCAUAAGAUCAGCAGAUAGAAGAUUUGGAGAUGAGCCAAAUCCCAGCGAAGACUUCAGUUUGAGACCGGACCUCUGCCUCCAAGACCCAUCAGGACCCAGGAAGGCCUCGCUGUGCACCGCUCCCACAAACUACGAGCCAUCACCAAACCCAGAGACCCUUCACCAUAACAACACCAGCUCUACCAGUGUACACAGCAACGCCAAACGUGCAUCUGGUGAGGGGCAAGUACAGAUCAAACCUGUGACAUCUGAUCCAGGAAUAAAAGGUGCUACAUCUUUUCCUGAACAACUUGGUCUUCCCUCUGCUGCUCCUGUCAGCACCCCAGCGAGCCCCCCAAAGCCCCCCUCUGCCCCUGCACCUGUCCUGCCGCCUGUAACUAUUCCUCUGUUCAUCCCUGCACCUGUCUCUCCACGCAGACAUCAACCUGCAUCCUCAAACCAGAGUGUAAAACUGGGGAACCACCCGGCUGUGAAAUCCCCACCCAGGCGCCCAGCUGUGGAAUCUAUUAGCUCUGCAGCUCAAACCAAUCAUGGAAAUCCUUCAGGUGCUAAAAAGGGAAAGUAUUUGUCAGAUACCAACGCCCCCGAGACCGAAACGAGGUCACCGUCUGUGAACACUUGCGCCAUCCGACUGCAGCAGAUUGAAACAGAGCUGAAGGACAUUGAGACAAACCUGUCCCAGCUGGAGCGGGACGGGGUGGAGCUGGAGAAGAGGCUGAGACGCUGUGAGGAAGAGGGAAGAGGGGACAUCUUGAUGGACCCUCUCAUGGUCGACUGGUUCAACCUCAUUCGAGAGAAGCAGAUGUACAUCAGAAAGGAGUCAGAGCUGGUUUAUAUAGCGCGGACACUGGAGCUGGAGGAGCAGCAGCCAGGUGUGGAGGGAGAACUGCGCAGAUUACUGGAAAAACCAGACCAUUUAAAGUCCUGUGAGGAGCAGGAGCGUGAACAGCAGCUGAUGCAGAGACUGGUAGAGAUCGUAGAUGGACGCAACGCAAUAGUGGACGGUUUGGAUGAAGAUCGACUCAGGGAAUUCGAGGAAGACCGCCAGCUGAAUGAAAUGAUGAAAAGCCUUGGACUAAAGAAAGCCAAAACUAAACGGAAGUCUUCCAUUUCCAAAAUGUUCAGACGCAGAAGUAAAAGGCGAGUGGAAUAA